This is a messenger RNA of Paramecium tetraurelia, 4353 nucleotides long. RefSeq lists its product as uncharacterized. The transcript is spliced from 7 exons. The record is from RefSeq and is a predicted model, not a curated record. NCBI's taxonomy places the organism in Eukaryota, Ciliophora, Oligohymenophorea, Peniculida, Parameciidae.
AUGAAGCUUGGAGAUUCUAAAUUGGCCUCAGCAAUAAAGAAUGUGAUUAUUGCAAAUAAGAAUGUUGAAAUAAUCAAAGAUGUGUUGCAAGAGGAUCCAAGGGAGAUGAAUGUUUCUGUGUUUGAUCAAGUGGGACAGGAGAAUUAAGAUGUCAAAUAUUUGGAUUUAUUCAUCCAUUUGACAGAAUAAUGUCUUAAUAAUCCUAACAAAUCUGCAACUCUUUGUACAGACUUGAUUCUCAAGAUAUCAUAUGUCAUCUCUGAUCCUUCUAAAUGGUCAAAACAUUUCAAUUCUAAAAUUUAGUAAUCAGAAUAAUAAAUAUUAGGUUUCAGAAAAAUCAAAUUCAUGAGAAGAUCAAUUAAUUCUUGUCCAACUAAACCAGUUCAGAAGAUUAUAAUUAUGGCUUUAACAAAUUUGGUUACAAUUAAUGAACCUGAAGAUGAAACUUUGUGUGAGUCAUGUCUGAAAUCUUUAAAGAUAUUGUAUAAGAACAACCCGGAUUUAAAAUAAUUACUUAAGAAGACAAUCCAGAAGAACAUCCUUACUAACUUGGAGCAAAAGAGUUUUCUUACAAUUCCUAUUUGUUUACUUAAGGGUUUGACUGAUUUUGCAUCAGAAAUCAAACUAGGUGACUGGAUGACCGAUUAACAAUGUAUUCUUUUUGGGAGAUGGCUCGAAUAAAUCUUUGUUAUAUUCAGAGACGAUAAGUCAAAGAUUGAUUAAUCAGUAGAAUGCACACUAUAAUUGAUGAGUAGAUGUUUCGUGGCCGAAUCCUUUGCCACUUAAUUAGAAGAAUUCAUUACAAUGGAUGGAGUGAUGGAUAUUUUGAGUUACUGUUUCUCUAUUUCAAAGAAGGCCAAAGCGGAUGAAAUAUUUACAAAGAAUAAGAUUAUAGUCUAUGUUUUUGAAAUGAUCAGCUCUUUAAACAGAUUUCUCAAAAAAUCAAAUCCAGUCUUAAAAGAAAAAUAUUCAGAUAAAAUAUCAACAGAAAUUAGCAAGAUGAUUGAUGAAUUGGAAUCAGAAAGAUAUCAUUUUGCUAAUUCUGAAUCUGUUAAAACUCAAGAGCAAUGCUAAAUUAUGAACAAGAAGUUAGGUUCUCUAAUUAGAGCAUAUGGCAAGAUUCUAGUAGAUAAUCCAUCAUAUACAAAAAUAUUGACAGAUAAAGAUAUUAAUGAUCCAAUCAAAAAAAAAGAGAGGGAACUUCUAGCUAGUCUAAAUGAGAAGUCGAAAUCAGAUAAGAAAGAGGAGAAAAUCAUCUUUAUUCAAGUCUUAAAACUAGUGACCAUUAAGAAAUUGGAUCCAUAUAUAUAUGGAAGUCUUUGCUAAUUUUUAGUAACGAUAUUAGAGAGUCAAGUGUGUGAUCUCUAUUUAGGUUCAAUAGUUUCCAAUACUGAAAAUUUUAAUAAUACUUUGUUGCUAUUGUCCAAGACUCUGUAUAAUGAGUUUUGUUUGAUGGCCCGAGUGUAUGGCAAUGUUUAAGUAACUGCUGAACAUACACUCGCUAAUAUGCCAACAGCAGAAUUACAAUAUGCAGUACUUCAAAUCUUAAAGGUGUUCGAAUGCAUUCAAAAGAAAGCUUCGGAUCCAAAUGACAUACAAAAGUUUUAAGAUAAAUUGAAAGGUUUAGAAUAAUGGAAUUACAAAUACAUCAUUUUGUCUUGUUUGGAAUCACCAGUGGAGGAAAUCAGAAUUGUAACUACAUAUUUACUAUCAAAUAUACCAAGUCGCAAAUGGGAAUUCGAUGAUCUGAAAACUAUGCAAAAGAUAUUGGAAAAACUCUAAUAGUUAUUGUCAGAUGGAUAAGGAGAGGAAGAAAUUUCUUGUUUAUUGAUGAUUUUUUGUAAUAUCGUAUCGUCUAAUGCAAAUCCAGUUUCAUAUCAAUUCAGGUAAAAUACAUCAUCAUCCAAUUUAUGUGUGGUUGCAUAUAAAAUAUUACGAACAAAUAUGAGUAGAGAUACAAGAGGAGAUGAGAAUCAAACCAGAUAAAAAAUUGCCUUAAGUGCUUCUUGUGUGUAUUUAUUAACUCAAUAUCUCUACUCUUCCCAAUUAAGAAAUAAUUUCUUUAACCAAAAGGCUCUCUUUGAGAUUGGAGAAGCAAUAAGAUUAGAAGAUCAAUCUGGGACUGAUAUUAAAACACCAUUGUCGAUAGAAUCAAUCUGUCUAGUCAUUUAGCCAUUGUUUCAAUCCAUAGAAUCUGACUUUGGUAUUAAUAUUACUCACUUAAACUUCUUUAGAGUUUUGAUGCAGAUUAGCAACAUUCUCAACUUUUAAAAGUAUUACUAGACAUAACAAUUGACUAAGGCGAGAGCUGAAAUUGAGAAGGAAAUAUAAGCUUAAAAGGAUUUAAUGCAAUCUAAGAAACAUAAGAUGCAUAAAGUUAAUCUGGCUGAAGACUUCGAUUACGAUAAUAAUUAAUCUGUGGAGGAUAUUUUAAGCCAAUACAAAAGAAGCUUGUAUUAGCAAUGUUGUGAAUAGUGGGAGGAUUGGAAGAUUGUUAAGUUCCCUAAUUAUAAAUCUCUUGAUCUCAUCGACGAUUUGAUCAGUGCUUUUGAAGUCUAACAUACUAUAUUUUCAUCUCAGAAUGGAGUAGACAGGUUGCUUGCUUGUCUAUAACCCCUUAUUUAACAUGUUCAUUUAGAUUUAGAAGAAAAAACAAUUUCAUUAGAGGCUUUAAAUCAAUCAGAAGGAAAUGAGUAUCAAUCAAAGGUUGUCACUUCCAGUUUAAGUAAACAUGCUAUUGUUAGUAAAUUGGUUGGAUAUCCUCAAAAUUAGGAUUUAAAUAUAUCAAGAUAUUCAUCGUAAUUUUUUGAAGUAGUUCAACAGAAGAAGAUUUUGGCAAAUAGUAUGGUGGAUUUAUAAUCAUUCUCUGAAGACUAAUUUUAUGAAUAUAUGUCACUUGCUCGCAGUCAGAAGAGCAAGAUUGCCUUAAUUACAAGUGCCUUUCUCUAUUCUUGUUACAUUUCCAUCAUUUUUGCACCUGAAGCAUCAAUACUUUGCAAUGCUUUAACAGAAAUGCAAUAAAAGGAGAAAUUGAUUGGGUACAUUAAACUAUGUGCUGCCUCAGAUUGGUACAACUCAUGUGUUUCAAUCAAAUUGUUUAAAAUUUAUAGAUUGAUUGGAAGACAUAUGAUAUUCUUUUUCAAUAGUGACAAUACAUUUAAUUUCUAAAAGUUUGUAUAAGAAGAAAUAAUUAAGUAAUUAAGAUAAAGCAAUGAAUUGCCUGUUGUUUUAGAACCCAAAUUAACAAAAAUAAAGAAAGCCAUUAAAGAUAUAGAAUCGAAAUAAAAGUUAUUAAAAAAAAAACCUUUGUUUUCUGCUCCAAAACCAGAGGAAUACUUAGAAACAUGCUAUUUAAUUAAUAAAACCAUUCAAAUUAUUCUGAGUGACUUUAAAGAAAUCAUUUAAUCUCUCAAUAAAAAUCAAUUAUUGCAACAAUUGAAAUUAGUCAAUAGCAUCUUCAAAACUAUACAAAUAGUGUUUAAAUAAAUGCUGAUGUGUGCUGUUGAAUUAAGAUAGGAUGAUUAUACAUAAAUAUUCUCAGCUCUACGCAAAAUCUAUAAAUAAAUUGGAGCCCAGAACUUCUUUGAUGAAUUGACCAUGUGUAUGCAAAAAUUAGAUAAAAAACUGUCAUCGAUGUCUACUCUAUUUUAAAGCAACGAUUUCUUACAAAAAUAAUAAUAUUAGUUAUAUGUCAAUUUAGCAUAAGUACUGGGAAUCAUAUUCAUAUAAAAAGGAUAAAAUCUAAAAUAACUAUUUGGUAAUUUAUGUUAAAGAUUUGACUCUUCUAAACUAUCUGAGGCUGUCAACAACGGAAUCAAAGCAUGGGUGGCUCAAAUGGUCAUGCUCCAUUAAUUCACUUUCAAAGAUAUUUAUAAUCCCUUUGUUAAUCAAAUUCCUAUUCAUGAAACCAUAAUAGAUUUUAAAAAGCAGGAGUCCUACACAAGAUACAAGAAUUGUCUACUAUUAGUUUAUAAUACCUACUUUAUUGUUCUUGAAGUGAUUGGAGUUUAAGUCAAUCAAGAUUUUCUAUAGACUCAAGUAACGUAAAAGAAUUACAAGAUCCAUUUACAUGUCCAAGGACAACAAAUUCGAGAGUCUCUGUGCUAAAUGUAGUAGUAGGCUAAUGCAAACAUGACUGAAGAGUAGAGAUAGGAAUUACAGGAACAUAUAGAGGAAUUUAAUGAAGGAUUGAAAGUUAUGGAUUUAUAGAUAAUGAACUUAGAUGGAGGGUCCAAAAAAUCUGAUCUUGAUUAUCUUUUUUACUUUUAAACAAAAUGGGAUUGUGCCAAAUAUGUUAAGAUCUUUAAUAUAUUACAAAAUGCCGAUACUAAUUUUGAAAAUCCGUUGAUUUGA